Molecule: messenger RNA, 1293 nt
Organism: Echinops telfairi (small Madagascar hedgehog)
Lineage: Eukaryota; Metazoa; Chordata; Mammalia; Afrosoricida; Tenrecidae
Product: vomeronasal type-2 receptor 116-like
Biological process (GO): G protein-coupled receptor signaling pathway
Cellular component (GO): membrane
Molecular function (GO): G protein-coupled receptor activity
Source: RefSeq, a predicted model, not a curated record
AUGGCAGUCAUUGCAGGAAUCCCCUCUGAUUUCUUGGUGCAAGCUGGGGCACUGCUGGACCUCUACAGGAUGCCACAGCUCCACCCAUUCUUAAAAAAUGCUCAACUGAUAAACAGUGCUGGAGAACAUGUCUCCCUGAAUGAGAACAGAAACUGUGUGUCACGAUAUGAGAUUAUGAACUUUCUGAAUUUUCCUGGUGGUCUUCACCUACCCGUGAAAGUCGGAGAGUUCAUCCCCCAGGAUCCACGUGGACAAGGUUUGAUGAUCCAGGAGGAGCUGAUAGAAUGGCCUGUAGGAUUCACAGAGACGCCUCACUCUUGGUGUAGCAAUAGCUGUGACCCAGGAUUCAUGAAAAUCACUCAGAUGGGGAAGCCCAUUUGCUGUUUUGAGUGUAUUUCAUGUCCAGAGGGAGAAAUAUCUAAUAGAACAGAUAGUGAUACAUGUACGGAGUGCCCUCAAAGUCAGUAUCCCAACAUGGAAAGGAACCGCUGUCUGCCCAAAAUUGUGAGCUUCCUUGCUUAUGGAGAUCCCUUGGGGAUGGCUCUGGCCUGUACAGCUCUGGGCUUCUCUGUCAUCACUGCAGGGGUCUUGUGGGUCUUUGUGAAGCAUCGAGACUCCCCCAUAGUCAAGGCCAACAACCGGGCCCUCAGCUAUGUCCUGCUCCUCUCCCUCCUCCUCUGCUUCCUCUGCUCCUUACUCUUCAUUGGCCGCCCCAACACAGCCACCUGCAUCCUCCGGCAAAUCACCUUUGGAGUCGUGUUCACUGUGGCUGUUUCCACAGUUUUGGCCAAAACCCUGACUGUGAUCCUGGCAUUCAAGGCCUUGACACCUGGAAGAACCAUGAGGUGGUUGCUGCUGUCUGGGGCUUCUAAUGCUGUGGUUCCCAUCUGCUCUUCGAUCCAACUGAUUAUCUGUGGCAUCUGGCUGGGAACCUCUCCCCCUUUUGUGGACAUAGACACACACUCAGAGCCCAGAAACAUCAUCAUUGUGUGCAACAAGGGUUCAGCCACUGCUUUCUACUGUCUGCUGGGAUUCCUGGGCUUCUUGGCCCUGGGGACAUUUUUCCUGGCUUACCAGGCCAGGAACCUGCCUGACACCUUCAAUGAGGCCAAGUUCCUGACCUUCAGCAUGCUGGUGUUCUGCAGUGUCUGGGUGACCUUCCUCCCUGUCUACCACAGCACCCAGGGGAAGGAUGGUGGCUGUGGAGGUCUUCUCCAUCUUAGCUUCCAGUGUGGGGCUUCUAGGCUGCAUCUUUGCCCAAAAGUGCUAUGUUAUCUUCCUACAUCCAGAUAG